Messenger RNA from Hemiscyllium ocellatum (epaulette shark), 8941 nucleotides. It is a transcript of the gene dab2ipb, whose product is annotated as DAB2 interacting protein b. The transcript is spliced from 16 exons. The record is from RefSeq and is a predicted model, not a curated record. Gene Ontology annotation, biological process: regulation of GTPase activity. Bases 150 to 3698 code for a protein of 1182 amino acids. Lineage: Eukaryota; Metazoa; Chordata; Chondrichthyes; Orectolobiformes; Hemiscylliidae.
CUAGCAACAAGCUUGGACAAGCUUGCACUUUAAAAAAGUCCUGUUAUGGAAUAUUGCUACGUGCAUUAACCCUAAUGAAGGGCUCAGAGCACUGAGGAAUUUGAUUUGUACAGAAUAAAGAAAUUACUGACAAAGAAACAGUUCACAAAAUGUCAGUUAACAGCAGAAAAACCUCGGGACGUCCAUCCUAUUACUACAGACUUUUGGGCAGGUCACGUCUUCAGAGACAGCGCAGUCGUUCCAGGAGUCGCAACAGGCCAGGAAACAGAGAUUCUCCAAUUGAGAGACCUGGCCGGAGACGCAGCAUGCCGGGGAACACUCCCGAGGAUAACCCCACCGUGGAACCACCCACUUCUACAUCCUUUCGUGUGACGGGGUUCCUGAGCCGUCGGCUGAAAGGUUCCAUCAAAAGGACAAAGAGCCAGCCCAAGCUCGACAGGAACAGCAGUUUCCGGCACAUCUUACCUGGAUUUAGGAGCGUGGAGAAUGAAAGAUCACGUCUAAUGCCGAGGUUGAAAGAAUCGCGUUCUCACGAGUCUUUGCUCAGUCCUAGUAGUGCUGUGGAGGCAUUGGAUCUCAGUAUGGAGGAAGAAGUCAUGAUUAAAUCUGUUCACAGUAGUAUCCUGGGACAAGAUUACUGUUUCGAGGUGACAACUUCAACAGGCAGCAAAUGCUUCUCAUGUCGUUCAGUAGCAGAAAGGGAUAAGUGGAUGGAAAAUCUACGCCGUGCAGUACAGCCAAAUAAGGACAACAGCAGACGGGUAGAGAACCUGCUCAAACUAUGGAUUAUUGAAGCCAAGGAUCUGCCAGCCAAGAAAAAGUAUUUCUGUGAACUCUGCCUUGAUGAUACACUGUAUGCACGGACUACCUGCAAGCUGAAAACAGACAAUGUUUUCUGGGGAGAGCACUUUGAGUUCAGUAACCUGCCCGCAGUCAGAAACAUUACAGUGCACUUGUACAAAGAGACUGAUAAAAAGAAAAAGAAAGAUAAGAAUAACUACGUGGGUCUGGUGAACAUCCCAAUAGCGACUGUGACAGGACGACAGUUUCUAGAGAAAUGGUAUCCUGUGAGCAUGCCCAACCCCAGCAAGGGCAAAUCAGUGGGGCCAAUGAUUAGAAUCAAAGCUCGCUAUCAGAGCAUGAGCAUUCUUCCAAUGGAGCUGUACAAAGAAUUUGCUGAGUACAUUACUAAUAACUAUAUGCUGUUGUGCUCAGUGUUGGAGCCUGUGUUGAGUGUCAAGAGCAAGGAGGAGAUGGCUUGUGCAUUAGUGCACAUUCUGCAAAGUACUGGGAAGGCCAAGGAUUUCUUGACAGAUUUAAUGAUGUCUGAAGUUGAUCGUUGUGGUGACAAUGAACAUCUAAUUUUUCGAGAAAACACCUUAGCAACCAAAGCAAUAGAAGAGUAUCUAAAGUUGGUUGGCCAGAAGUAUCUUCAAGAUGCACUUGGAGAAUUCAUCAAGGCUCUCUAUGAAUCAGAUGAAAAUUGUGAGGUGGAUCCAAACAAAUGCUCAUCAGGAGACCUUGCUGAGCAUCAGAGCAACUUGAAAAUGUGCUGUGAGCUGGCAUUCUGCAAGAUCAUUAACUCAUACUGCGUAUUUCCUCGAGAACUGAAGGAAGUGUUUGCAUCAUGGAGACAGGAGUGUAGCAACCGUGGACGUCCUGACAUCAGCGAGAGAUUAAUUAGUGCUUCCCUCUUCCUGCGGUUCCUCUGUCCGGCCAUUAUGUCCCCUUCUCUCUUCAACCUUCUACAGGAAUACCCAGAUGACCGCACAGCCCGCACUUUGACUUUAAUUGCCAAGGUUACUCAAAACUUAGCUAACUUUGCAAAGUUUGGUAGCAAAGAAGAGUAUAUGUCUUUCAUGAAUCAGUUCCUUGAACAUGAGUGGACCAACAUGCAGCGAUUCUUACUGGAAAUUUCCAAUCCAGAAACCAUUUCAAAUACAGCGGGAUUUGAGGGUUACAUUGAUCUGGGCCGAGAACUCUCCACCCUACAUUCACUGCUCUGGGAAGUGGUUUCACAAAUGGAGCAGGCAACUUCAACAAAGCUUGGCCCCCUGCCUCGCAUUUUAAGAGAUGUCAACACUGUGCUGACCAACCCAGGAGCUGUACCUGUGCCAACGACCUCUGACCCAUGCACCUCAACACCAAACCCCUCCAAUAGCAGCAUAUCGUCAGGCCUGCAGAAGAUGGUGAUAGAUAAUGAAUUUAGUGGUUUAUUAGAUUGUACAAGGUUACCGUCUCCUACCCCAGAAAACAAGGACCUGUUUUUUGUCACAAAGUCCUCUGCAGUACAGCCAUCCCCUGCUCGCAGCUCAAGCUAUUCCGAAGCCAAUGAAGCAGAGCAACAAAUGCCAAAUGGUAACAAGAGCAUAUCAAUGGUUGACUUGCAAGAGAACCGCAGUUUGGACAGUACAACAAGUGCUCCCAAUACAGGUGAUUCCCUAAAUGACAGUCAAGGAUCCAGUGGGCAUUUACAGACAAUAUGGCCUCCAAGACCCCCUCAAAAUGCAGCGUCAACUGGGGUUGGGAAUGUAGGACGUAAGCCUGGACAAACAGCAAGCACACCUAAUGCAGAUGGCACACCAGGAAGACCACAGCUUCUGGCACCAUUAUCUUUCCAAAACCCAGUGUACCAGAUGGCAGCAGGUAUUCUAGUUUCACCACGUGGAGUGGCAGACUCAGGAUCAGAAUGCCUCAGCUCUAUUAGCUCCCACAGCAAUAAUGAAGAACUGGCAGCCAACAAAUCCACUUUUCUUAGCCAUACAAGCACAGAAGACUUUACCAGGCGUUCUGGAGAAUUCACAAGAAGACAGCUUUCCUUAACAGAGAAGGUUCCUCAGAGUGUAGUACCACGUCAGAACAGUGCAGGCCCACAACGCCGAAUAGACCAACCUCCACCAACAGCUCGAGGCAGGACACCACCAGCUUUAUUAUUCAACCCCCCUCAGUAUCCAAGGCCUUCCAGUGGAGGUAUUACACCAUCCUCAUCAGAAUGGCCAAGCACUGGCACAAAGCUGCGGCAGCAAUCAUCAGCUUCUAAAGGGGACAGUCCUGAAAUGAAACAACGCACAAUACAGAAACAGGCCCCCUCACCUGCAAAUGCCUUGUCCUCAGUGGACCGUACUGCAGCAUGGCUGAUGAAUAUGAAUAUGCAAUUCAUUGAUGACGAAACAGUGGACCCAGGCUCUAAGCGCAGGGAUGAUGUCAGACCUAAAGAGGAAUUUAGCCAGAUAGAGAAGUAUCAGCAGGAGAUUGCCAUACUUCAGGAUAAACUGAGGGCCUCCAAUCGGAAGCUGGAAGAAUAUGAGGUGCAUUUAAAGAACCAAGAGGAACAUGCACAAAAGAUGAUGCUGGAAUACCAAGCCAGACUGGAGGAGGGCGAGGAACGACUUCGCAGACAACAAGAUGACAAGGAGGUGCAGAUGAAAGGCAUUAUCAGCAGGUUAAUGGCUGUUGAAGAUGAGCUGAAGAAAGAUCAUGCAGAGAUGCAGGCAGCAGUAGACUCUAAGCAGAAGAUCAUUGAGGCACAGGAGAAACGCAUUGUCUCACUAGAUGCAGCUAAUGCCCGACUGAUGAGUGCCCUGUCACAGCUGAAGGAGCGAUACAGCAUGCAAAGCCGCAAUGGCAUCUCCCCGACCAAUCCCACUAAACUACAAAUCACUGAAAAUGGGGAAUUCAGAAAUAGCAGCAAUUGCUAGAUUGAUGAUCCAUAACUGCAAAUGACAUUAGUAUGAUGAGUGCUUACAACACAAGAUGUGUUAAAGCACAGGCAACAGUUAGACUAACAGAGAAAAGUGUGUCCAAAUAUCUUUUGAUUAAGUUCGUUUGUUUAUAAGAAGUUCCUUUACAUGGUCGCUUGGACAAAGAAGCAUGUUAAUCAGAAAAAAAUGUAGUAAACCUUGGAAAGUUUCAGACCAACAUGUUGCACUGAGAACUACCCCUGUAAUGUUUAAGAUAUGGGGCAUCGAAUCUCAACUUAGCGUGCAGUCGGAUUUCAAAGAUGAAAUUACCAUAAUCAUAAAACAGUGCUGAAAAAUUCUGUUUUACACCAAUGCAGAUUCUGUUUGAUUAUUCCUGGGCCUCACCAUUUUUAAUGCUCAACUAUAAUAUCCUCAACAUCAAGUGGAUCCACUGAACAGUUUACCUUGUGAAAUGCCUCCGAGCAGAAACUGGGAAGUUUGGCUAUUACUUUAUUGCCACUAUAAUUAGGUAUACAGACCCUAAUGAAACACCAGUUUUAUAGAAGUUACAGUGCUUUAUUCCCUCGUUAUGUAUCACUUAACUUACUGAUAAUUAGUAUUUUCCAAUUUUGAACUCCCAUGUGCUUCAGCAGCUGCUUGUUGCUGUUGCCACCUCUCUAGCUCAGUGUUUAUAAUCGCACUUUUACCAUGCACAUGACGUUUUUGGGGGAAUAUGAUUUUCUUAUUUUUGAAGCCUUUUAUAAGGAAAUGCUACAGCUUAAAGUUCAUGGAAACAUGUGGAUUCACAUAUAUUCACCUGGAUUCUACUACUCAACAUGUUCACCUAGGUAAAGCUAUCCUUUAAUUACAGAAGAAUGCUUUGAGGACAUGAAACUACAACAAGAAAGUUACUAAAGUGAUAUCAGAGUGAGGAUUGCUCUGGGAGGUGCUGCAUAGAAGUUACUUACUGAGAAAGCUUGACUACAACAUGAUUUUUUGACUGAAUAAUCGAAAGUGAUACAAAAUACAGCUCCUGAAUCAAAGUGAUAUGUGAAAGAGGCAGAUGGUAGGCUUGUACUCACCAAGUAUGUGAAUCACUACUUUUGGAUGCAUUUGAUAUUUAUUUAAUCUUGUCAGUUAUCUUCAGAAAACUUCUUAAGUUGGUUUUAUUUUCAUUUAUGCACCAUUUUCUUUUAAAAAGUCCUUUAACUAUAAAAGGCUUUUCUGUACAAAUUGAUGGUCUUGGUGCAUUUUCCAUAUUCUGCUGUUCCCAGAGAAACAGAUGGACACUGUUGUUUCAAAAACAAUUCUGAUUUUAAAACUAAACCUUUAAAAUGAUACAGUAAGAUUAGUUCUAUUAAAAUUUAUACUUUGUGUGUGUUUUGUGAGGGUAUUUAAAAACCCAAGAGAAAGAUUAACUUUCCUCCUGAAAAUUUUUACUUUUAACUGUGUCAGUCAAUUUUUGCAUCAGUACUGUGUUAAAAUCCUAUGUAUCUGAAAAACUGUAUAUAGUUAACAUCUGUUUCUGGUACUGCUUGUCUCAAAGUCGCGGCAGAGUGACUGCAUCUUUAACUGCUGUUUAUGUUGUUAAAAAUGUCUGAAAUGCCAGUGGUGGCAAAUUAAAACCACUUUAUAUAGGCAAACAAAAUCACUGUGUGAUUGCAAUCUGUGGUUCUGUAGUUCAAGACCAUUUGUUAUACUUAUUGACUUUUCAGAUUUGCAGCAUCUUAAGUUGCGUUUGUAUUUAGCUACACUGACACAUGACAAGUAUCAUGACUGCACCAGUGAUUCGGUAUAAUAAGCCCACUAGCCAGUUCAGUGGUUUCACAGAGGGGGAGAAAGGGGGAAUAAUUCUGUGUACUGAUUUAAGCACUGCUAUGGAAUGCAAGAAGCCGAGAGGGAAAAACAACAUAUCGUCCUGAAAUUCUACACAUUAGCAAAAAUAAGACGUGCCAUACAUCCUAUAAACAGCAUAAAACAAGAAGUCAAAUUUUUAAAAUGCACUGCUAAAACCAGAACAUUCCUAGCCAUACCCAUGUAGCAAUUAAACAAAGAUGGCCUUUCUUGGGAUUUAAAAAAUAUUUGUUUGUAGUUGCAUUUAAAAAAGCUUUUAUAAUUUUCAGUUUUUAAAAGCAUGUAAAAUACUCUGCAUCUGUAAAAGACCAUGUUUGUAAUUUGAAUUAAACUACACACUGUUAAUUUUAUUUGUUUUAUAAACUGUGGAGGCCCUUUAAAAAGGUAAAUGUGUAAAAGUCAUAGGUAUCAUUUCUUGGUGUUUCAACUCCUGUGCAGUAAACGGAAAGCCACAGACCUUAAAGUGAUGCUUUCCCAUGUAAAUCACAUUUUAAUGCCUGAAACCAAAGUGAAAAUUGAUGGAGACAGAGAGGAAUGUCUGGGAGAGUUAGAAGCUUGAGUAUGUGGGAGUGUGUGGAGAAGAAAUAGUCAUAGAGAUGUACAGCAUGGAAACAGACCCUUCAGUCCAACUCAUCCAUGCUGACCAGAUAGCCCAAUCCAAUCCAGUCCCAGUUGUCAGCACUUGGCCUAUAUCCCUCUAAACCCAUCCUAUUCAUAUACCCAUCCAGAUGCCUUUUAAAUGUUGCAAUUAUACUAGCUUCCACCACUUCCUCUGGCAGCUCUUUCCAUACACUCACCACCCUUGUGAAAACGUUGCCCCUUAGGUCUCUUUUAUAUCUUUCCCCCCCCCCUCACCCUAAACCUAUGCCCUCUAAUUCUGGCCUCCCCCAUGCCAGGGAAAAGACCUUGUUCUGUUUAUCUUAUCUAUGCCCCUCCUGAUUUUAUAAACCACUAAGGUCACACCUCAGCCUCCAAUCUCCAGGGAAAACAGCCCAGCCUAAUCAGUCUCUCCCUAUACCUUAAAUCCUCCACCAAUGGCAACAUCCUUGUAAAUCUUUUCUGAUCCCUUUCAAGUUUCACAACAUUUUUCUGAUAAGAAGGAGACCAGAAUUGCACGCAGUAUUCCAAAAGUGGCUGAACCAAUGUCCUGUUCGGCCACAACAUGACCUCCCAAACCCUAUAUCCAGUGCUUUGCCCAAUAAAGAAAGCAUACCAAAUGCCAUUAACCUAUCUACCUACGGCUCUACUUUCAAGGAACUAUCAACCUGCAUUCCAAGGUCUCUUUGUUCAGCAACGCUCUCCAGGAUCUUACCAUUAAGUGUAUAAGCCCUGCUCUGAUUUGCUUUUCCAUAAUGCAGCACCUCGCCUUUAUCUUAAUUGAACUCCAUCUGUCACUUCUCAGCCCAUUGGCCCAUCUGAUGAAGAUCCUGUUAUACUCUGAGGUAAACUACACCUCCAAUUAUGGCAUCAUCUGCAAAUUUACUAACUGUACCUCUUAUGUUCACAUCCAAAUCAUUUUUUAUAAAUGAUGAAAAGCAGUGGACCCAGCACCGAUCUUCGUGAUACACCACUGGUCACAGGCCUCCACACCGAAAAACAACCCUCCACUACCACCACCCUCUGUCUUCUACCUUAGCCGGUUCUGUAUCCGAAUGAAUUGUUCUCCCUGUAUUCCAUGAGAUCUAUUCAAUCUCCCAUGAGGAACCUUGUUGAACGCCUGACUGAAGUCCAUAUAGAUCACGUCUACUGCUCUGCCCUCAUCAAUCCUCUUUGUUACUUCUUCAAAAAAUUCAAUCAAGUUUGUGAAACAUGACUUCCCAUGCAACAAGCUAUGCUGACUGUCCCUAAUCAGUCCUUGCCUUUCUAAAUACAUGUAAAUCCUGUCCCUCAGGACUCCUUCCAACAACUUGCCCACCACCAAUGUCAGGCUAGCUGGUCUAUAGUUGCCUUGCUUGUCCUGACCACCUUUCUUAAAUGAUGGUACCACGUUAGCCAACCUCCAGUCUUCCAGCACCUUAUCUGUGACUAUUGAUGAUAUAAAUAUCUCAGCAAGGGGUCCAGUAAUCACUUCCCUAGCUUCCCACAAAGUUCUAGAGUACACCUGAUCAGGUCCAAUGUUGGGUGGGAGGGGAGGUAAUAUUUGACUGAGGUGGGAGAUUAACAGAUUAAGCCACACCCACCAACAGAAAAAAUUGUGAACAUUUAAAAAGUAAGCAUACCACCGUAUACACUGCAGUGCCACCACCACAGCUACAGAGUUAGUGACCCCAAAAUCUUGUCCUGUGUCAUCAGAGUUUAGGAAUCUCUGCCUGAAGCAGCCAGUCAGGAUCUCAUGAGGGUUUAUCAUAGUACCUUUGUGGUCACUGAUUUCCUGUACAGUCAUUGAUACAUUAUGUCCAUGCUGUAUGUUAGUAAGAACAUUGGGUGGCUGACACUGGUCUUAAAAGGGAGUCCGAGAGAUGUAUUUACACUUGCAAGCAUCAAGGUAUGAACCAUCAUCUGCUGGGAUCUCCUCAGAUAAACAAGAAGUUAGAAAAUCAUUAGUUUAACCUUGUAAUUUCAAGUCGAAUGAAAUGUACCAUUCUUAAGAACAAUUAUCCAUACAAAAUAAACAAUUUGCUCUAUAUUUAACAUUGUAACUUCAUGCUUAGUACUUAGUAAAACUGAAAAUACUUCAAGCGCAGAUUUUUCACUGAAAAGAAAAUGGAUAUAUUUAGAAGAUUCUGUAAAAGUCCUAAAGUGUUUUGAACAAGUUGCAGUAGGAGCUUUAACAGCACCACAUUUCAAGAUGCCAGUGGCCUGAAGGUCUGCAGAUAGAAGCUUUCCGAAAAGGUGACUCUGCUCAGUCUCCUCAAACAUAGCAUCAUGCCAAAGAUUUUGUAUCUUUUGGCAUCUUGGGAUACUGCGAGUUUGUUAUUUCCAUGAGCAGUUCUUAGAUUAAAAUACUGAGUUAUUCCCAGUCCAUGAAAAAUCCACAGACAUCUACAAUUUUUGUCUGUAAUGUUAGAAUGAAAAAAGAUACAGGAACAGGUUAGUUCAAAAAGUAAUUGUUUUGUUUUGGAAUUUCUAGCUUUUAAAUGCUAUGUUGAAAACAAUAGCCACCAUACUUUUUCUAGAACUGAAUUUAAAAUGCGAUUGUACUAUCACAGAAUUUAAGGCACGUGUCUAGUACUCUAACUUGCUGCAAACAAAGAAAUUAAAAUAGUUCAAAUUAUUCUGUCCUUCGACGCAGUGUUAAAGGACAUACCUCCAUUAACUGGUGUUUACUGAUACUUGUCCCUUGGAAAGCUGUUGUAUGUUUUAUAUCCUUACACUUUUGUAAGUAUGUUUAAAGUAUUUGCUGGACUCACUUCAGCUUACUUAACCUGUAAUAAUGUACAAAGAAGUUGGUUGUGUUAAAUAUGUGG